This is a messenger RNA of Daldinia vernicosa, 2410 nucleotides long. Its product is annotated as translation initiation factor eIF4e. The coding region runs from base 626 to 1681 and encodes 351 amino acids. Gene Ontology annotation, cellular component: eukaryotic translation initiation factor 4F complex; cytoplasm. The transcript has 3 exons. Gene Ontology annotation, biological process: translational initiation. Gene Ontology annotation, molecular function: RNA 7-methylguanosine cap binding; translation initiation factor activity. Lineage: Eukaryota; Fungi; Ascomycota; Sordariomycetes; Xylariales; Hypoxylaceae. The record is from RefSeq and is a predicted model, not a curated record.
GAAAUUUUUCUCGGAACGGCUCCACUUGCACCGCUCCACCGAAUUAGUUACCGUAGAAGGCAAGAGCGGACAGAAACAUGCUGUUGUGAUCACCUGGCAAUCGGCUGGCUAAAUAAAACCGCCUAAGCAAUGGGCAAGAGCGCUGGAGCGACAAAGGUAACGAAAGGGAGCUAGGCCCAAUUUAUCAUACGCCAUAGGAUCACUGGAAAAGUUGGAACUUUGAAACUUCUUCCCCACGAAUGAGCUCGCCGAAUAACUUAAUAUACAAUACAAUACAAUAUACCAAGAAUCUUCCCGAUAUUCACUUUACCAAAAAUACAUACUAUACAGCAGUACCGACUAAAAUUCGAGAAUCCUUCUACCCACUACCUCAUCCACAAACCUAAGAUCAUCACUUUCAUCUUCUCACAUCGUUAGAUCUGUAUACUUGAACCGCCCACCAUCUCCCACUUCCCACUUCUCACCUGCACGUGGCGUAUCAUAUUAGCGAAGCUUCCCAACAGUGUUGUUAGAAAGAACGUGGUCUGCCGAGUUUUUGAAUUGUAGACGGUGUAUUGGUGGUACUGGGGAGUUUCAACAUACUCGUCCUACUGGGAGCGACCGACGUACGUGCUAGAAGUUCAACAUGGAUAGACAAGAAUCGAUAUGGACUCGUCGUAACAAUGUUACCAACCUCUCUCUGUCCACGCCGAGUCAGUCCGAUAAUUCCACAACCCCGCGGGACUUCUCGAGUCUAGCACGUCGAAAUGGCACCACUUCAUCCCACGGCCGCUCGAACCCAUUUGGCGCGACGACUCCCGGCGGCACCCUGACCUCUCCUACUAGCGCCGGAGGGGCUAAUCAGUUUGGCCUCGGAUCCGGCGCAUUCGCAUCGUUCGGUUCGGCCAAGACUCCCAAAUCUCAAGGAAAUCCCUUCGAGCAAGCCAUGGGUGCAGUCGGCGCCAAGACCCCCUCCUCCGAGAAGACGGCAAAGGAAGCUAUGCGAUCCACCGUCGGCAAACCUUCCAUGGGCUCCAUCUCUGAGACGAGCGCCCAGCAGGCGUCCGCGGCAUCAACACACCCUCUCCGCGACACGUGGGUGUUUUGGUACAGGCCGCCUAUUACCAAGGCUAACGGCUACAUCGAAUAUGACAAGACGUUACAUGCCAUGAUGUCAGUCAAGACUGUGGAGGAGUUCUGGUUGGCCUAUUCACACUUGAAGCGGCCUUCGUCGCUGCCCACGGUAUCGGACUACCAUCUCUUCAAGAAGGGUAUCCGUCCAAUAUGGGAAGACGACGAAAACAAGCUCGGCGGAAAGUGGGUUCUGCGACUGAAGAAGGGUGUCGCCGAUCGAUACUAUGAAGAUCUCCUAAUGGCCUGUAUUGGCGAUCAAUUUGGAGACGAGACCGAUGAGCUCUGUGGUGUUGUACUGAGUAUGCGCAACGGAGAGGACGUGCUGAGUAUUUGGACCCGUAGCACUGGACAGAAAGUCCUCAAGAUCCGCGAGACGAUGCGGCGCGUGCUGAACUGUCCACCCGAAACUCGCAUCGAGUUCAAAAGUCAUGAUGCCAGCAUGCAGCAGCGUUCUGCUAUUGACGAGAUGCGCCGCGAGAAGGCGGCGCAGAACCACCACGGCGACAAGCGAACUCACAACAACAAUAACAAACCCCGACAGUUACAAGACGAACAGCAACGAUCGUAGUGGGAUCAACUAUUCCGAGCCCCGCGCCGUCGACGAUGAGGUGGCUUUGCUGUUAAAUACUCGCAUUUGCAUGCAUGGUUUUUCCCGCGCACAAUCAUUACGGUGAGGACGGUCCCGACUAGAAAAACAAGCAGCGAAUUGUAUUAGGGUAGAAGCGUUCUGAUCAAUGCGAAAGCAGGCCAUUUUUUGUUUGUUACGUUAUGCUACUUGGUGCUGCCUGUUGAGGUUUCGUCUCGUCUCAAACGUCUCGUCUCCUCCUCGACGACGCCCUAUGUUUGCUUGCUAGCCAUGACGCGAGAAAACAAAAACCCUCCCAAAUGGCUCCUCCUACUUACCCUCCUUGUCCCUAAAGGCCGGAUUUAGGAUGAAUGUGUAACUAGGAUCUUCAGAUGCCGAUGACGUCUGCAUAUAUGUGUGUCUAUGUGUUGUAUGUGUACAUUAUGAGGGGGGGUGUCAUACGAUUAUGAUAGGUUCUUGCGGCAUGUUGGGUUUCUUUUUUAUGUGUGUGUGGUUGAAUGUGUCUGACGGGAAAAAAAGAAACGAAACGAAAUAUCUAACACCCACCCCUUUGUGGUUGGUAAGGACGGGUCCCAUGAACUAGGUUAUCGGGCCGUAUGAUUCCACGCUUUGAUGUAUUGUAUAGGUAGCUGUAUUAAAAUCCAGGUGCUAGAGGCUGGCGGUGGCCUAAUUACAUGAUGAAAAUCUAAGGAAGCUAGGACUUUAAGAAUC